Microstroma glucosiphilum is the source of this 1657-nucleotide messenger RNA. RefSeq lists its product as hypothetical. The coding region runs from base 149 to 1516 and encodes 455 amino acids. Gene Ontology annotation, cellular component: nucleus. Gene Ontology annotation, biological process: poly(A)+ mRNA export from nucleus. The transcript has 3 exons. NCBI's taxonomy places the organism in Eukaryota, Fungi, Basidiomycota, Exobasidiomycetes, Microstromatales, Microstromataceae. The record is from RefSeq and is a predicted model, not a curated record.
CCACCACCACCACCUCUAUUGGCGCGCCUUCCUACGAUCUCAAUCCUCAGCCUAGCCUCGCCCCACCCCUCUGCAGAGUAGUACACGCAGACCCGGUGCUCUUCCGCUCCUUGUCCUCUUUCAUCUCCUUGGCUACUGCCUCGCAACCAUGUCCCUCAUGGCCGACGUGGACAUGCAGGGCGUGCCCUCCUCGCCCCCGCCGGACCGCUCCAUUGCAGGUCAGCCCAUGAGUGCUCCGGAGCCUGCUCCGCUCAGUCCUUCAGGUCAUCACGACGAUCCUCCUUCGGCUUCUCGAGGCACCAAUACCGUUGGUGGCGGUGGGGUGGGGAACAUAUUCGAUGAUGAUGACGAUGAUGAGGAGGACAAGAAUGCUACCGCCCGAGGGACCAAUGGAGCUGGAGCCGGAGCAGGAGCAGGAGCAGGCAUGAUGGAAGAGGAAGAAGAAGAUGACGAAGCUGACGAGGAAGAGAUGCGUCGCAGGAGACGUCGUCGAGCUCGUGAAGCUGAUGAGGAAGAAGUGUACGAAUCGGAACAACGUCGUAAGAAGAAGUCUCGAAACCGAGGUGGUGAUGAUGCAGGGGAGGAGGAGGAGGAGGAGGAGGACGAUGAGGAUGCAGAUGGAGAGACGCAAGAUCAGACUGGAGAAAUGUCACAAUCUAUGGCUCUGGAGGCCAAGAGACGGAAGCUGGACGAGGAUAUUGCCAAGGCCGCCAAAGGUGGACGCAAGAAGAUCAAGCGUAGGAAAAAGGGAGACGAGGAAGACUUGGGAGCAGCGGGAGAUUUAGAGGUGAAUGAACUCAGACAGGAUAUGCUCACAGCGGCAGAGGAUGAUGCGAUUGCAAACGAGGAGCGAAAGCCAGCUCUGGCAAAGUUGAGGAUGUUGCCACGGGUGGUAGAUGGUCUGCAAAAAUCACACUGGCAACAAUCCAUCUUCGACUCCAAUCUUCUAGAGGCAGUACGUCGUUUCCUCGAGCCACUCCCAGACAAGUCUCUCCCUGCGCUCAAUAUCCAACGCGAGCUAUUUGCGGCUCUGGAGAAGCUCUCGCCUGCAAUCGAUACCAUCUCCCUCAAGAUGAGUGGGUUGGGUAAAGUAGUCAUGUUCUACAGCCGUAACAAGCGUGUGGAGGGAGACCUGAGGAGGAGAGCAGAUAGACUGAUUGAAAUGUGGUCCCGCCCCAUCCUCAAGCGCUCCGCCUCGUACCGCGCCAUGGAGAUCACUCGCAAAGCCUACCACGGCGCCUCUUCCCAAUCCCAAUCCACGCGAGCCCUCAUGGAUUCUCAAUCCCAAUCCCAAUCCCAAUCUCAAGAUAGCGGUAGACGCAACGUCUCUAUACCUCAACCAGUCAUGGGAGGAUUCAAAAUUGCACCACAGAGCUCCCUUGGUAGUGGUGGUGGUGGAGAUGGGGAGAGUGGAGUGGGAGGGGGUGGUGGAGAUGAGAGGUUUAGAGCUGCUGCUGCUAGUAGAGAUCGAUUGAAUGCAUUCAAGAGAAAGGUCAAGGAGGGAAAGAGGAGGUGAGGUGAGGUGAAGAGGAGGCGAGGAGAAGAGUAGCGGUAGAGUAGAGUAGAGUUCAGAAGGACGAUGCAGUCUUGUCAACUCAAUCCCAUCUCUGAAAUCCACGGAAAUCCACGGAAAUCCACGCAUUGGCAAACCAUCUAG